UCCUCCAAAUAAACCUAGUUAGGGUUUUGUGUUAGUGUUUUGAGUUUCCAUAGCAUGGCUUAUGAAGAUGAACUCUUCAUCAUUACUCAGACUGCAGGUGAAGAUAAUUCACCAAAUUUAGUUGAUCCAGCCUUACAAUUGCCUCAUCAUAUUCUCCAUUACAUAUUUUCCUACCUUAGUUUUCAUGACCUGUUUCAUGUACGCCUUGUAAACAAAAAUUGGUAUCUUAACACACCAACAUACUUCAAAAUCCACUUCAAUGAAUGUCUUUUCCGCAAUAAAAAUCCAACUUAUUACUCACUUAACGAAUUCGAACUCCGGGAUUCAAUCCGUUCUUCUAUCGACACUAUUAAAAACAAGUUGAUCAAUGCUGAGAAAAGAGUGUUGCACGUUGAGUUUAUCAAUGGCGAACGCGUCCGCCAUUUAACGAAAUUGUUGGAGGAAUACAAUUUCCAUGAGGUCUAUUUUCGCACUACUGAAUAUGACUACAAGUUUCCCUAUAUUUUGCAGUCGAAAUGUCUUAAUGUUCUUCAUUUAAAUAAAGGUUAUCUUGAUAAGCAUGUGUUAUGUGAUGAAGUAGCAAUUCCCACUUUGAAAGAGUUGAAGUUGAAAUAUUUCAACUUAUCUGAAGAAACACUAUCUAAAUAUAUUCAUAAGUUCCCUAAUAUUAGAGUACUGAGUUUGGUCAAAUGUUAUCUUGAUAAGCAUGUGUUAUGUGAUGAAGAAGUAACAAUGCCCACUUUGAAAGAGUUGAAAUUGGAAUGGUUCAACUUAUCUGAAGAAACACUAUCUAAAUUUAUUCAUAAGUUCCCUAAUAUUAGAGUAUUGAGUAUGGUCAAAUGUUGGGGGAUAAACUCUAUAGUAUUAACUAACUUAGCUUGUUUGGAGAAGCUUUAUGUGAACGUUAGUGAUUCAUCUUCUUUUACAAACAUACAAGUUAUUGCCCCGAGGUUACAAGUCUUCCAUUUCAUUUUACGGAAUAAGUAUCCUGAAUUCAAAAACGUUGUUACCAUGGAUAUUCGUGCUUGCAAAAUGUUGCGGGAAUUUCACUUGAAUUGUACCAAAUUUCCUAAUGGUCUUGAUCCUCGAAAUCUCUGUUCAGAUUUUCCUCAUCUUGAAACUUUGUUACUUGGCCCUUGUUGGACAAGGAAGCCUAUCAAAACUUCGCUCAGAAAAUUGAUCUUAUCCAUCCCAAAGAUAUAUGAAUGUACAAGAAAAACUCUAGUUUCAUCUCCAAAUUUGUCUUAUUUCGAAUAUAAGGGUAUAACAUUUCAACCAUAUUUAGCUCCUUCAAAACUUUUGGAGACCAACUAUACUAUUGUAUUGGUUCCUAAAAUUCAUGAGAUCAUGAAAAGAGCUUGGUUCCUCAAAUGGAGAAGUCAUCUUGAGAAUUUUAGCAACCACAAUACAACAUUGGAGAUACGCAUUAAGACAAGUUUAUGUCAUCCUAGUAGCAAGCCAAGUGGACGAGCUCCAACACAGCCGCUACAUUAUAUCAAACACUUAAAGGUAGACAUGAACAAACUCAUAUAUCAAGAGGAACAUUUGAUGAGAUAUAUUAUUGAUAACUUACUUUGGAUGUCUCAUCCAAACACAUUGACUCUAUCAAUUCCCACUAGUUUUUCUCCAACUGCAAUUGGAGUAAUCAAGAAGUUGUAUGGUAGAAGGAAUCGCAAUUGUUGCUCAAGUACUCAUGACAAGUGUUGGCGCCAUUUCUUAAAAUAUUUUGAGGUUAAAGAAGAAGAAGAAGAAACAAAAAAACAUCCCGGUGCAUCAAGUUCUCUGUAUCCAUGGAAGGUCAAAGAAGACGAAAAGAUGUUGACAAAGCUCACUUUCAUAUUUUUUUGGAAACAAAAAAUCAAUAGUUAGGCCACUCCCUUGUUAGUUUUGUGGUUUUUUGCCUUUAUAGGAUGAAUAUUGGCCCGCAAUUAGCAUGGCUCAGAGCUUUAAUAAUUAUUUCUAUUGUCUUUUUGAUUGA
Molecule: messenger RNA, 1978 nt
Organism: Solanum pennellii
Lineage: Eukaryota; Viridiplantae; Streptophyta; Magnoliopsida; Solanales; Solanaceae
Exons: 3
Coding region: 55-1869 (604 amino acids)
Molecular function (GO): protein binding
Source: RefSeq, a predicted model, not a curated record